This is a messenger RNA of Papaver somniferum (opium poppy), 1352 nucleotides long. Its product is annotated as probable rRNA-processing protein EBP2 homolog. The record is from RefSeq and is a predicted model, not a curated record. Gene Ontology annotation, cellular component: preribosome, large subunit precursor; nuclear periphery; nucleolus. Gene Ontology annotation, biological process: ribosomal large subunit biogenesis; rRNA processing. NCBI's taxonomy places the organism in Eukaryota, Viridiplantae, Streptophyta, Magnoliopsida, Ranunculales, Papaveraceae. Bases 128 to 1054 code for a protein of 308 amino acids. The transcript has 4 exons.
UCUCUUUUGAAUAAAACAAAUAUCUUCUUAAACCCUAAAUCUCUUAUUCGUCUCUCCUCCUUCAUCAUCUCUGAGACCUCCCAUCUCGAAUCAUCACAUCAUAAGGUAGACUUGUUAAUUGAUUGAAAUGGGCACUUUGAAAAGAAAACAUUCAAAGCAACACAAGGAAGAAGUUGAGGAAAUGGGCACCUUGAGUGAAGUAUCUGAGCCUGAGCAAUCUGAUCCAGAAUCUGAAUCAGAAUCAGAAGAUGAGGAGGGAGCUAUAAAAUUAGCCGUACCUUCAAAAACUUAUAUAUUCAACAGAGAAGGUUUGCAAGAGCAACUUGAGGAUAUAAGCUGGCCGGAAAACGUAGAUUGGAUCCAUAAGCUUACAGUUGAUAUCGAUCAAGAUGAGGGGGUGGAUGUUAAUGAUGAUUUAGCACGUGAAUUAUCUUUCUACAACCAGGCGUUGGAGGGAACAAGACAAGCCUUUGAGAAGCUUCAAAAGAGAAAUCUUCCAUUCCUCAGGCCUGCUGAUUAUUAUGCAGAGAUGGUCAAAACAGAUUCCCACAUGGUGAAGGUGAAGGGUCGGCUCUUGGAGGAGAAGAAACGGAUCGAGGAAGCUGAUGAGAGAAGAAAAGCAAGAGAUGCUAAGAAAAUGUCGAAAGAAGUACAGGCAGAAAAGCUUAAAGAGAGAGCCAAGCAAAAGAAGGAUGAUUUUGAAAAUGUUAAGAAGUGGCGAAAACAAAGGCAGCAAAGUGGAUUUGAGAAAGGAGGCGAUGAUGAAGAUAUGGGUCUUUCAUUUGAAGAUGGGAAAACAUUUGACAGAAAUAAAAAGAAGAGACCUGGGGUUCGUCCAGGAGAUAGGUCAGGUGGGUUGGGAAACAAAGGCAACUUUAAGGGAAAGAAGGGUGGCGAUAAUAAAAAGAAAAGCAGCAAGGAGCGCAGGGAUUCAAAGUUUGGGUUUGGAGGGAAGAAAGGGAUGAAGAAACAAAAUACUGCUGAUUCUACAAAUGAUUUUGGUGGAUUCAAUAAAGGUGAUUCUUCAGGAAACAAGAGGAGGAGGAAGUUUUAAGUGAGCGUUGUUCUUUCCAAUGCUAUCCUGCAGCAGUUGAUUCUGGCUUACGCUGCAGAACUGGUGCACUGGAAAAUCUGGACGGCAGGCUUCUGCUGUGAAACUUUAUUUAUUCUCUAUCCAUGUUGCAGUUCUGUUUAAUCCAAUUUUUAAGCAUAGCAUCAGCAAGCUUAAGUAGUUCUUGAACAUUCUUCUGUGUGUACAAUUUUUACUUCUUAGUUUGAGAUUAUAUUUUUUUGAUUGCUGAACAUGUAUAUGCUGUUUCACUUGGAAGCAAUAUUAGUGUUUAUGGAUGGGA